Molecule: messenger RNA, 1739 nt
Organism: Nymphalis io (European peacock)
Lineage: Eukaryota; Metazoa; Arthropoda; Insecta; Lepidoptera; Nymphalidae
Product: podocan-like protein 1
Exons: 4
Coding region: 93-1430 (445 amino acids)
Molecular function (GO): protein binding
Source: RefSeq, a predicted model, not a curated record
GUCAGUGAGUUCGCGCACUGCAAUCCGAAAGUACCAGUUUCUUGCAGGUACAUACUCCUGAAAUAGGUGGACAGUUUGCAUAGAACUUGACGAUGAAGUCGAAAUAUCUCUGCAUAUUAUUGGUGUUGUCUCUUACGGUCAACGCAGCUUUUUCGCAAAAUGAAAAUGAACUGCCACUUCCACCCGAUCAUUCGGAAUCAGAGGGUUUUAUCGAAGGUAGUGGAGAUGGAGUAGUCGAUGAACCUGCUAUAGACAGUAUUACUGAAUCAUCAUCACCACCCAAACUGGAAAGUAUUGAAGGAUCACGGAUUAUUUUUGAUGAAGAACAUGUUCCAAACACAGAUUCUAAUAAUACUGAGUUACCGUGUCCUAAGCCGUGUGUAUGUAAUACAGAGGGCGAUACAGCUAAUUUUAUUGUAGAUUGUUCAGGAUACGGUCUUACUGAAUUUCCGUCCCCUAUUGAUCCAAGGACAACUACUUUAAAAUUACAUAACAAUAAAUUAACUGAAAUACCAAAAGCAAUAUCAGAAUUAAAAAGUCUAAAAAUUUUGAAUGCAAAUAAUAAUUUAAUCAUGGAGUUGGCACCUGGAUCUAUUAGCGAAUUACCACAGUUAGUGACACUAAAACUAGGAAACAACAGGCUGAUUGAAUAUCCAAAAGACUUGAAGAAUAGUAUAUCUUUGUCUAAAUUAGAGGAGCUGGAUUUAGGAGGAAAUGAUAUCAGGACGAAACUCUCCUCUGAAAAUUUCUCAAAUUUUAAAGCACUUCGAAAGAUUACGCUACCUGCUGGUCCCACUGAAUUGGCGUUAGAUUUAUGUGAUACUUUUAAGGAAACACUAGAAACGGUGUGUACUGAGACUUGUGACAAACCAUUUGAUUGCCCAGAUGCACCAGAUAUAAUUGAAGAUGAUUUAUUUGACGCCACACUGCCUGGUAUGAUUCCUUUGAAUACUUUUGAAGGUAACAAAGAAGUGGUUACAACAACUGAAAAUUCAGUUACAGAAAGCACUUCCACGACAAUAAUACCGUUGAAACCUCUUGAGACGGAUUCUAACUUAAAUAAAAAUAUACCUGCUAAUGAAUUUUCUCUCCGUGCUGCUGUGAAAAACGCUCCUGAAGAAAAGAUUGCAUCAUUAAAUGCCAUUCCUGACUCCACUAAAGAUAGCGUUAGUGCUCCAAGCGUAAAGGUUGGUGCUAAAACAGUUGAUACGAAGCAAAGCGGAGGAGUAGACAAAAGUGUGAUUGGUAUGGUCGUUGCAGGUAUGAUAAUAAUAGUGGCAGGAAUAACUAUUAAAAAGAAUUGGAGUUCUAUUAAGAAACGAUUUAGUUCAACACCUAAUAGACCUAAUGAGAGACCAGGAGGAAAUGCUAAUGGAACUGCACCUGAAGAGGUUCCAUUACAAAAUAAAUCAGACAAAUCACCGGUUUAGAAAACUCUUUUUACAAAUUUUGACUUGUAUUUGAAUGAAGUAUGACGUGAAUGAGUUUGAUCUGAAAGAUAAUGAUGUUUUUAAAGGGUAGCGUUUGGACUAAAGUAUUUGUUGUAAGGUAUUAAAACUAGAACAGACGAUUGUCAGUGGAAAAGUAUAUUUGUUGUUAAUGAUAUUUAAGAAGCACUAAAUUAGAUUAAGUUAUGAUAAGAUAGUCGUAAUGUAAAUAUAUCAACAGUUACGCUCGUCACAGUAUUUUUGUUUUCUACUUAUUGAUGUUAAAAUUUAAAAAUAAAAAAGUGUUAUUUA